GCACGAUGGCGGGACUAAGCCGACAGAAAGAUUCUUGCUCUUUGUGUGAAAUGGUCUACAGGAAUCUGACCUGCAAUGCCGUCGUCGUGGAUCCCAAGAUUCAGUCAGUAGAGGAAUGCAAUGACUCUCAUCACUACAUUGGCCUCUUCGCUGAGGGCGAGGCUGGUCAGGCGCAGUAUAUCUGCGUGACCUUGGGCGCUUUCGAUCCGAAUACCAAGCGUGGCUUCAGAUUCAAAGCAUGGACGACAGUCAACGAUGGCACGAUACAGAUUGGCACAAUGCAAGGUACGCUGACCUCUCUACAUAAUGUCUACAAUACGCGCUUAAAAUCUACAGGCAGUCCGGCAGAAAAGUCCGGGAUUUUCGGACAUGAGUACAUACCGAUGGUAGAGGCGUUCGCACGGAAAAUCAAUGUGACUGCACCUAUCGCAGCUCCUUUUAUCCAAGGAUGGCUCCGAGACUGUCUGGAAAAGCAUGCAGAGUGUGCGAAGGCAUAUGCCGGAGAUACUCUCAACAAGGCAGAGACCGUUACGGAUACCCUACUAGCCAAGAGUGACGAAGAAGACUGGUGGGGGCCGCCGACUGCUUUGAUCUCGCCCUGCUGCGGUGGGGCAAGAAGGCAAAACAAAAUCAGUCCCCAGAGGAAGAAGGCUUGUAGGGAGGCAAGAGAUAUUAUUACCUCUGCAUCCCCUGAACGAGCCCAUCCGCCCACCAGACUUCUCAAGAUAACACUGGCAAGAAACACAUUAACCGAUAAUAGUCCACCACCGACGAUCAAACUCGUCGAAACCACCCUUGAAGGAAGGUUAUACGUGGACCAGUACGUUGCCCUGAGCCACUGCUGGGGACCCCCAGAGAAAAGACCACUUUGCACGAUCAAGGCCAAUCUAAAGAAGCACAAGCGCGAGAUCCCCUUCACUUCUCUACCACCGACGUUCCAGGAUGCAACCAUGGUCUGCGCCCUUCUGGGCGUUUCUUACCUCUGGAUUGACUCCCUAUGCAUCGUUCAAGACGACAAGGAGGAUUGGAAGAAGGCGGGUGCCAUUAUGCACUGCAUUUACGAGCAGGCGCUGUUUACAAUCUGCGCCGAUGCAGCAGAGGACUCUUCUCAAGGACUUUUCCACGUGCGAAGGAUGGCCGAGCUCUCCAAGCAAAUGGUCCAGUUGCCCUUCCACGCGGACGGGGAGGAGGGAAGAGAAGCAAAAGAAGGAGAUAGCACAUGCACCAAAAGUUCCUUGAUCCUCUUGGACAACACCAUCAGACAUGAUAUCGUCAAGGGUAUCGAUCGCUCGCACGCGCCCCUCAACUCCCGCUGCUGGACCCUCCAAGAAUCCAUGCUCUCGCGCCGUCUCGUCUCCUUCACCGCCUUCGGCAUCGCCUGCCGCUGCCCCUCGUUGCCCUGGGACCAGUACGGCGGCGGCGUCGGCAGCCGGCUGCAGCGCCGGGCCAAGACCGAGGUCGGGUACGACAUCUCGCCCGCCAACCCGCGCGAGCUCACGGGCUGGGUCGACGUGGUGCAGGAGUACACGUCGCGGAAUCUGACGUACAAGUCUGACAAGCUGGCUGCGCUGCAGGGGAUCGCGGCGGCGUUUUGCAGGAAGAAGCGAUGGAGGUAUGGGUCGUACUCCAACGGGGUCUGGCUGAAUCUUUUCCCGGCGUUUCUGUGCUGGUUCCCGCGCAACGGGCGAGUGUGUCGAGACAUUCCCGGGAGCCCAUAUCCCACUUGGUCGUGGGCGUCCACGACGGGAGCUGUCGAGUUUGACCUAGGCAGGAGCUCGCAUGAGCCGGGAUCGCUGCAUGGAAUGGAUGGGCUUAAUGAUGGGACGUGGGUGGGGGAUGAUGCGGAUAACAGCGCUUGCAGGCUGAUUGCUCCUUUUACCGAGGAGGAGAGCCAGGCUAUGACGCCGCCGGGUGCCCUCUUGUUGGAAGCCAUGCUCAUCCCUUUCAGGGCGGGAGCUGCCAGACAUGAUUGUGACCUUUGUGUCAAUGGGAACGAGUAUCGAAGGAUUCGUGAUGAAAGCGUCAGCGAGAGGUGGCAUGCGCUUAGUCGUCUGCAAAGGGAGUACAUCGAUCGUUGCUGGAAGUGGUGCGGUCGUCUCCGUGGCCAAGACACGUGCCCAGCUGAUGAUACAACGUUGGAUUACGCCAACGGCCAGCCCGUCACAAUUGCAAACUCCAUGGACAAGGGCAGCUUUAUGGGAUGGUGCUUUUUUGACGAUGGCGGCGUUGCUCCAGGGCCUCUGUAUUUCCUUCCGCUUUGGCGAGUCACAACGACGAAUGUGAUGAUGACAUAUGAACGCAAGUUCAAUAACGCGCGAAAGAGGGCAGCGGAAAAGAACGGAUCAGAGGAGAGAUACAAGUGGCUGUCGUUGAUCGUCAGCUCAACAGAGGACGGCUCACCGAAUGCAUAUCGCAGGGUUGGCUUGGGUUAUCUUUUGGUGCCAAGUUGGAUAGAAAGGUCGACCAGGGAAGAAGUUUUGCUUGUUUGAUAUAAACUAGGUAAGGAGGGAAAAGGACUAUAGAGACAGCGUCUCGCAAGUAUUUCCCCUGGCUAAAGCAGGUCCGGCCGCGGUCAUCACGGCGGUUGCUGUGGUGAAGAGGGCCUGGAGGUGUCCAAGUCUUGCCACCCGACCAACAUUGAGACCAAAGAACCCCCUGCUUCACCGAAAUCGCGCUAGAGUGCGGUUGAGUUCGUGGAAGUGGAAGUAAAUAAACACAACUUCGUUCUUUAUUCAAUUAUUACGAACUAUCGUAAUAAUGUUUCUUUCUUUUUACAUUUUCAAUAAGGCCGUAGCGUAUAUAGAGAC
This is a messenger RNA of Neurospora tetraspora, 2807 nucleotides long. Its product is annotated as heterokaryon incompatibility protein-domain-containing protein. The transcript is spliced from 2 exons. Lineage: Eukaryota; Fungi; Ascomycota; Sordariomycetes; Sordariales; Sordariaceae. The record is from RefSeq and is a predicted model, not a curated record. Bases 6 to 2489 code for a protein of 827 amino acids.